AUGCGACAGUUCUCAGGGGUCAAACUGGGGUCACAGUGGAGAAGAUGCGACAGUUCUCAGGGGUCAAACUGGGGUCACAGCGGAGAAGAUGCGGCAGUUCUCAGGGGUCAAACUGGGGUCACAGCGAAGAAGAUGCGACAGUUCUCAGGGGUCAAACUGGGGUCACAGUGGAGAAGAUGCGACAGUUCUCAGGGGUCAAACUGGGGUCACAGUGGAGAAGAUGCGACAGUUCUCAGGGGUCAAACUGGGGUCACAGCGGAGAAGAUGCGGCAGUUCUCAGAGUGCCAGCAGGCCCAUCGUUCACCCCCCCCCAGCCCUUCCUUCUCCCUGCUAAUCACCAUGCUCUUCCACGUGGCCUAUGUCCUGAUCAAGUUUGCCAACUCUCCUCGACCAGACCUCUGGGUGCUAGAACGUUCCACCGACUUUGGAGAGACCUACCAGCCGUGGCAGUUCUUCGCCUCUUCUAAGAGAGACUGCACUGAGCGCUUCGGACAGCGAAGCAUCGAACGGAUCAACUCCGACAACGACGUCAUCUGUACCACUGAAUACUCCCGCAUCGUACCCCUGGAGAAUGGAGAGGUGGUGGUGUCUCUAGUGAACGGGCGUCCCGGGGCGAUGAACUUCUCCUACUCCCCAGUCCUGAGGGAUUUCACCAAGGCCACCAACAUCCGCCUCCGCUUCCUCAGAACCAACACACUUCUGGGACACCUGAUGGGCAAGGCCCUCCGCGACCCCACUGUCACACGCAGGUAUUACUACAGUAUUAAGGACAUCAGUAUUGGAGGACGCUGUGUGUGUAACGGACACGCUGAGGCCUGCGACCCACACGACCCCAACGACCCUUACAAACUGCAGUGUGAUUGCCAGCACAACACUUGUGGGAGGUCAUGUGACCAGUGUUGCCCCGGAUUCAACCAGCUACCAUGGAAACCAGCGACCAUUUACAAGGCUAACGAGUGUGAACGUGCGU
Messenger RNA from Salmo salar (Atlantic salmon), 970 nucleotides. The record is from RefSeq and is a predicted model, not a curated record. NCBI's taxonomy places the organism in Eukaryota, Metazoa, Chordata, Actinopteri, Salmoniformes, Salmonidae.